Micromonas pusilla CCMP1545 is the source of this 1338-nucleotide messenger RNA. RefSeq lists its product as uncharacterized. The record is from RefSeq and is a predicted model, not a curated record. Gene Ontology annotation, molecular function: protein binding. The coding region runs from base 1 to 1338 and encodes 445 amino acids. The transcript has 2 exons. NCBI's taxonomy places the organism in Eukaryota, Viridiplantae, Chlorophyta, Mamiellophyceae, Mamiellales, Mamiellaceae.
AUGUCCUCCGCGGCGCUGUCGCUCAAGUGCAACGUGUGCGGGGUCCAACUCCGCUCCGUCGCGGAGGCGCAGUCGCACGGCGAGGCGACCGGUCACGCGGACUUCGCGGAGUCCACGGAGGCGGUGCUCAACCUCAGCUGCGUGACGUGCGGGAAGCCGUGUCGAUCGGAGACGGAGCGAGAGCUGCACUCGAAGCGCACGGGGCACUCGGAGUUCGUGGACAAGACGAGCGAGACGUCGCAAGCGGUGGACACGGAGCGGGAGAUGAAGCAGCUCGAGGCGGAGACGCGCGAGGAGCUCGGUCUUCCCGCGAAGAAGCAGAAGGAGGAUGGCGACGGGGCGGACGCGGCGACGGAGUCAGCGAUGGACGUGGACGAAAACGAAAACGAAAACGAGGAGGAACGGGUGGAGCCCGAGGUGGACGCCGCGCUCGUCGCGGAGAUCGAAGCCAUGGGGUUCACGCGGAACAAGGCCGUGCGCGCGAUUCACACGACGGGCACGACGAGCGUGGAGCAGGCGGUGAACUGGAUCGUCGAGCACGCGGAGGACGUCGAGCUCAUCGAGGAUCGUCCGCUGGUCGUCGCGAAGAGUAAAUCCAAGCCCAAGCCGAAGCUGUCCAAGGAGGAAGCGAAAGCGAAGGCGGAGGAGCUCCGGAAGACGAUGGCGGCGAAGAAGGAGAAGGAGGAGAAGGAGCUCGAGAGGCUGCGCGAGCAGGAGCGCAUCCGAAGCGGCAAAGAACUCCUCGCCGCGAAGAGGAAAGAGGAGGAGUUACAGACGAAGCGCAACCUCGAGGCGCGUCGCAUCGAAAAACAGGAAGUCGCGCGAGCCAAGGCGAAGAUUCUGGAAAAGCUCGAGGAGGACAAGCUCGGGCUCCCGGAGGAGCUCACGGAGGAGGAGAAGGCGCGCGAGCGUCAGCGCGCGGAGGAGAAGGCGGCGGCGGCGAAGGAGGAGCAGAGGAAGAAAGCCGAGGCGGGGCUCGUCGUGAAACCCGUCACCGCCGUCGACGACUUGCGCAAGAUUCUCGUGGAGAUUAAAAAGACGCACAAGGAUACGAACGACGAGGGCGUCACCACGUGCUUCAAGACGCUGCUGGUGUACCUCGGGAACGUGAUGAAAGACCCGGAGGAUGCGAAGUUUCGAACGAUCAAGCUCGCCAACGGCGCGUUUCAAAAGCGCGUCCAGAGCGUCGGCGGCGACGCGUUUUUGAGACGCGUCGGGUUCGAGGACGACGGCGAGACGCUCGCGAUGCCGAGGGAGAAGGUGGACAGGGUGCUCAUCAACCUCGCGGGCGCGGAGAUCAACAGCGCGCUCUCCAACCCCUUCUUCGGCGUGUUGUGA